GCUUCAUUUGGACUUCUCGUCUCCUCCUUUUCUUCCUUCUUUUUCUGGUAACCAACAGAGCUUAGUUUGGUGCAGAAGAGGGUUUCUUUCAUAGUAAAAAGGAGGAUGGAAGGUCUCUAACAUUUCCCUAUCUUAAAGGGAAUUCAGGACCAUUUCUGGGUUUUACUGUUGAAUUCGAUAAUGGGUUGGAGAUACAGGACUGGGUUAUUCUUGAUUGGUGGUGUUGUGUUCAUCUGGGUUGCUUCUGCAGAGAUUACACAGAGAAUCUUUUCAAAGUACAAACAACCAUUCACAAUCACUUAUCUGGGGGCCUCUCUUAUGGUGAUCUAUCUACCCAUCUCAGUUCUUAGGGACUGGACGCGCAGCUUCCUACGUAUAAAGUCAUUCAAGAAGCUAUUACGUGCAAAUGCUAUAAUGAGCUCGUCAAUUGGGCUUGAUACUCCCCUUAGAAUUAAUGGAAUGCAUCAUAGUCUAGAAAAAGAGAUGAGAGUUUGCUUGAUUAAUGAUAUGGAUCUUUUUGAAUGGGAAGAAGGAAGGCCUUUGCUUGCUAAGAGCACUGAAGACGAAUCUGACCCACUAAACCGUAGUUGUGAACUUAGCUCAUGGGAAAUCACAAAGUGUAGUUUCUAUCUGGCUCCAUUAUGGUUUACCACUGAGUACUUAUCCAAUAGUGCAUUAGCAAACACAAGCAUUGCAAGUACCACAGUCUUGAAUUCCACAUCUGGACUCUUCACCCUUUUCUUUGGAGCGUACUUUGGCCAGGACUCCAUAAAUAUGGCAAAGGUUGUUGCCGUGUUUGUCAGCAUUGCUGGUGUCACCAUGACAACACUUGGAAAAACUUGGGCACGUGAUGAGACACAGAGCAUAUCAGCGAGUACAACACAGUCCAUGAUGGGUGACAUAUUUGGUCUCCUUUCUGCAGUAGUAUAUGGCCUAUUCACUGUCCUACUUAAGAAAGCCUCUGGAUCAGAAGGAGAAAAAAUUGAUUUGCAAAAAUUCUUUGGAUAUAUUGGACUUUUUGUUCUUCUUGGCCUUUGGUGGCUUGUAUGGCCGUUGACUGCUCUGGGGAUUGAACCAAUUUUUAGAAUGCCACAUUCGGCAUCUGUUGAAGAAGUGGUGUUGCUAAAUAGCUUACUUGGAAGUGUUCUUUCGGAUUACUUUUGGGCCCUUUCUGUCGUUUGGACAACCCCAUUAGUUGCAACCUUGGGCAUGUCACUCACAAUACCCCUGGCAAUGGUAGCAGACAUGGUUAUUUACGGUCGCAAGUAUUCUGCUAUCUAUAUAUUUGGAUCCGUUCAGGUUUUUGCAGGGUUUGUUAUAGCUAACCUCUCAGACAAGUGUUCGUACCAGAUAAACGUAUAGCUUGCCUGAUUCAAAGAAACGAUUUUGACAGGUCUCUUACGUCACUGAAUAAACUACGGAAUUGUUAUAACUGGAUCUUGUGCAAAUUACAUAGAUAAGAUUGAAUAUCUCCUUUUUGUACAGCUAUGAUAGCAAACGUAGUUUUAAGAUAGUGUUUGGCAAUGAAUUAAGUUGCUGCAGAAAAA
Messenger RNA from Telopea speciosissima, 1547 nucleotides. RefSeq lists its product as uncharacterized. Gene Ontology annotation, biological process: regulation of peptide transport. The record is from RefSeq and is a predicted model, not a curated record. The coding region runs from base 181 to 1362 and encodes 393 amino acids. Lineage: Eukaryota; Viridiplantae; Streptophyta; Magnoliopsida; Proteales; Proteaceae. The transcript is spliced from 8 exons.